CAGGUCACCAUUGUCUGGCCAUGUCGUCGUCCUCAUCGUCCGCAGAGUCUGCUGAUGGCCAGCUGAUACAUCCUCGUCAUCCUACGCCGUUACAGUUGCAAUCAUGGCUGCAGCGACAUCUCACCUUGCUUCAGCGGGAGCGCUCAGCCGAGCUCGAAGAGUCGCAUCUCCUCCUCUCUUCGGUCUCUCCACGCGUGUUAGAGACCAAUGGAUUGGCUCUCUGCCGGCUAGGCGUACUCAACACCUCCAUUGGUAUGGGCGGUAAGUCUCUUGUUGAGCUUCAUCGACCGACUGCCUACCAUACAGAGCCUGCAUUUCCGCCCAAUGGCUUCAGGAGCGGGGAUGUAGUCGUCAUUGUGGACGAAGCUGGGAGCGGCGAGGGAGACGACGGGAGGAAGAAGAAGGCAAGCGCAUCGAAGGACAAAGCACUUGCGAGUGAGAACACUGGCGUUGACGGAGUGGUGGUGAGAGUGGCAGAGACCAAGAUCACUAUAGCCAUUGGCAAGCGCAGGCGCAAGGGAGGAGAUGAUGGCGAGGAAGAGCCUUUGCCAGCGAGGUGUAGAGUGGUCAAGGUCGCCAACGAGGUGACAUGGGAAAGGAUGGAGAAGAACUUGAUCCGUCUCGCCAGUAAGCUCGCUCUGCCAGUGAGGACUAGUCGCGGUAUACGCGGAGGCGACCUGGCCUCGCCGCUGGACGGUGACUCAUCCUCUGACGACGAGGCUGGCCCUACAAAGCCCAACAAGUCAAGCGCUAUUGCUGCAGAGAGCUCGGCUGCAUUGCCUGCGCCGCCUUCAAAUCUCCCGCAUCUGCCUCACUUGCUGGAGAGUCUCGUAGGCCUGCGCCCUCCCUCUCGUCUUCCAAAGAAUCUCCCAGCGCCGCCACUUCCCCUCUUCAACAAGGCCCUGAACGAUUCCCAGACUGCCGCCUUGUCUCGGGCAUUGGCCGCUCCAGAGAUUCAUCUCAUUCAUGGCCCUCCAGGAACAGGAAAGACUACCGUCCUCGUCGAGCUCAUAUUGCAACUAGUGUUGGGAAGAGGCGAAAGGGUCCUCGUUGCGGGGAGCAGUAAUCUGGCCGUCGACAAUCUUGCUGCGAAGCUUCUUCAGUACCGAAAGGGAAGGGAGAAGGAUAUUCGGGCCGUACGUGUCGGUCAUCCCGCCCGCAUCCUGCCUGUGCUUCAAAAUCAUACACUGGACCAUCUUUCGGCCUCUUCUGACUCUGGUCAACUUCUGUCAGAUACGAGGUCAGAGCUCCAGGCAGCUUACAGCUCUCUUUCGGCCGGAACUCGAGCUGCGACUGCGGAUAAGCCGGCGGCAGGCAAUAAGUCUACCUCUCGUAGAGGUACAAGCUCGGCUAGCAACAAGAGGCUCAAUGGCUCGGAACGUAAAAGAGCUUGGGAGGAAGUCCGAGCUCUGCGUGGCGAGUUGAAGUCGCGAGAAAGAGGACUCUUCACUACUACUUUGGCCGAAGCGAACAUUGUCAUGUCUACAUUGCAUGGUGCAAGUGGCGGAGUGCUUGAGCGCAGUCUGAGAGGCAGUAAAGACAAGGAGAUCAAGAAGUUUGACACUGUCAUCAUUGACGAGGCCUGUCAAGCUCUGGAAGCCAGCAGCUGGGGAGCAAUUCUAGACAAGUUCAGCGAUGACAGUGGUGCGGGCAGGCUCAUUCUAGCUGGUGACGACAAGCAGCUUGGACCAGUUGUCAAGAGCGAGGAUGGUACAAAGCAGGACAAGAAGACGGAGAGGAAGAGCAAAACAAAGACCGCCAGCUCCGGGAAGAACACAAUCUCUCUGUCAGCAAUUCCUCAACCAAGCGGUGACAAAAAGCCCACCGCCAGUGGUAGUGACAAAGGCGACAGCAAAGAGGCAACUCUGGACGACGAGACCGCAGGUCUUCAGCUGCAAGAUGACAAGAGCGACGACGAUGGAGCCUCGAUAGCAUCGUCCGACGAACGUGCUGAUGGAGACACACCAGAAGGCGACGCUAUGCUCGAGCAGCCUACAGCGGCUUCGGAGGAGCAGCCUCGCCCAACAUUGCGACCACCUCGAUCACUUUCGACUACACUCUUCACCCGCCUCAUCUCUCUGUACGGCUCCUCUGCCGCUCUCAAGUCUCUGCUGACAGUCCAGUACCGCAUGAAUUCGCAAAUCAUGCAGUACCCCAAUAAAGCCAUGUACCGCGGUCAGCUUGUGGCGCACGAGAGCUGCAGAGAUGGCUGGAUUGGUGAUGGGACCGUUGGCGAAUGGAAGGGCGAGGAGGGAGACAUCGUUGAAGUGAAGGGAGGCAGAGUCGUCUUUUACGAUACGGCUGGGAGUGAAAUGUACGAAAAUAUCGCCGAAGAGGAGGCCGGUACUGACACAGGCGGGAAGAAGUCCUCCAAGGGCAGUCUGCGGACAGAUUCCAAGUCCAACGCUCACGAAGUCUCUAUCCUGCAGUCUCACCUGGGACUCCUCAUCGCUGCCGGCAUCCCAACAUCGGCGGUGACCAUCCUCGCGCCGUACUCUGCGCAGAUCAGCCUCAUUUCAAGCACUCUCUCCUCUGCUCUCUCCCCCGAAUAUUUUGCCCAACUGGAAAUCGGGACCAUUGAUGCUCUCCAAGGUCGGGAGAAGGACGUGGUCAUGAUUUCUCUCACGCGGAGCAACGAGGAAGGCGAGGUGGGGUUCCUCAAGGAGAUUAGGAGGUUGAACGUUGCGAUGACUAGGGCAAAGAGACAGUUGGUGGUGGUGGGUGAUAGUGAGACUGUUAGCAAGGGCGGGAAGUACUUGAGGGAGUGGAUGGAAUGGCUUGAUGAGAAUGCGGUGGUGGAGCCAAUUUUGCCGUAGAGCAGGGGUAGUGCGGGUCCUACUUUGUAUCAUGGAUAAACGAGCUCUUGCCAGUCAGCUGAAAUUUCAGUCGUACUCUUGAUAGCUGAUAGCAAGUGUCCGUUGAGUCCGCUCUAAAUAAU
Molecule: messenger RNA, 2938 nt
Organism: Microstroma glucosiphilum
Lineage: Eukaryota; Fungi; Basidiomycota; Exobasidiomycetes; Microstromatales; Microstromataceae
Product: P-loop containing nucleoside triphosphate hydrolase protein
Exons: 2
Coding region: 21-2816 (931 amino acids)
Molecular function (GO): 5'-3' DNA helicase activity; RNA binding
Source: RefSeq, a predicted model, not a curated record